Xenopus laevis (African clawed frog) is the source of this 645-nucleotide messenger RNA. RefSeq lists its product as uncharacterized. The record is from RefSeq and is a predicted model, not a curated record. Lineage: Eukaryota; Metazoa; Chordata; Amphibia; Anura; Pipidae. The transcript has 5 exons. Bases 40 to 645 code for a protein of 201 amino acids.
UUUCUUUCUUAUAUUUUUCUAUACCAGAACUAGAAGAACAUGAAUUCAUUAUCUAUCAUAUGGAUUAUCAUAUUUGGACUUUAUCAUCUUUUCUACCAAUCUACGUCAGCUUUUGAGAUAAACGGUUUUGAUGAAACACUUGAUGAACCUAGAAUCCAGUGGAAGAGAAGUGUUAAUGGAACUGAAGAAGAUUUAAAUAGAAAACAUGUAAUUCCAAUAGUGGUAAUAGUGGUAAUGCUGACAUUUCCUGUGCUUGGUAUUAUUGUAUGGUUAGUAUAUGUAAAAAUAAAGCAGAAGAAGAAAGUGGUUCACGAUGUUGAAAACCCACCGGUGGCAGCACAGCCAGAGGAAACAUCUCCUGAAAGCCCCAACAGUUUCAGGAGAGUGUGCAAAAAAAUGAAACAGAAGAUAACAAAGCAUAAGCCUGAUAUUGACAUAGAGAACCCACCAGAAACAGUUCCUUUGCAACAAACGACAUCAGCCAAAAGCCGUGUUAGUUCUGCGCUGAAAAAAUGUAAGAGAAAGAAGCAGAAGAAAGAAGUUGCUGAUGCAAAGGAACCACCAAUGACAACUGAGACGCCUUCUGAGGCAGCACAGCCAGAGGAAAACACAAAAACUGCUAAAAGGUAUGUAGGCCUCAACUAA